AUGGUCGUAACACAAAAAAAGCAUGGAGUUCUGAAGAGAUUAGACACUGUCGAGGUUGUCAUUGGGGAUGGCGGCUUCCUUUACUGCAUGGAGCGGCGUGGUUAUGUUAAAGCAGGCGCCUGGACACCAGAGGCUACUGUAGAACACCCAGAAGCUGUUCGACAGCUUCACAGUGAAUUUCUGAGAGCCGGAGCUGAUGUAAUGCAAACAUUUACAUUUUAUGCCAGUAAAGACAAGCUGGAAAAUCGCAGCCAUUCAGCUGGACAGAUCGGGUAUGAAGCCAUAAACCAAUCUGGGUGCGUACUGGCAAGGGAUGUGGCCAGCAAAGGAGAUGCUCUGGUGGCGGGGAACAUCUCACAGGUGCCGGAUUAUCUAAGCGGGCCUGGAAAGGAGGUAGUGCAGAAAGAAGACAAACGGAUAUUUUUGUCCAGAAUGACGUCGAUUUCUUGA
Pocillopora verrucosa is the source of this 450-nucleotide messenger RNA. Lineage: Eukaryota; Metazoa; Cnidaria; Anthozoa; Scleractinia; Pocilloporidae. The record is from RefSeq and is a predicted model, not a curated record.